UACCCGCCCACCGGCCAUCGAUCCUUUCGCUUGUCGUCGUUUGCAGACUCCAUCUUGUAUUUGGUUUUGUGUGUAAAUAAUUUGACAAUUUUUUUUGUGUAUGUAUAAGAAAAAUGAGUGAUUUUGCCGGUGCAGCACCCCCUCAACCGAAUUUCAAUCAAUCGUCAGCAUUUGCUGCAGCCCUACAACGAGCCAAACAGAUCGCGGCCAAGAUCAAUCCGGCCGGUGGUGGUUCUACGCCGGGAGAGAGUCGCCCUAAAAGACCUUUGGACGAUAGUCCUGAUAUGGUUUCUUUAGAACCUGAUGCCAAAAAAGGCCCAGGUGUCGGUGGCCCUCCUCCCAUGGGAGGUAUGGGCAUGGGUCGUAGUAGUCUGGGUGCACCACCACCAAUGAGCUCAAUGAAUAACGGACCUCCCGGGAUGAAUGAUGAUCUAAAACCUCCUGGUUCUGGUGGAGGUGGAGGUGGAGGCGGAGGUGGCAGUGGCGGUGGAGGUGGAGGACCCCGUAUGGGUGGAGGUGGUCCAGGUGGUGGCAGAAACAGUGUAGAAAUAAUGUUGCCUGGCCCAAAAGUUGGCUUAAUCAUAGGUAAAGGAGGUGAAACGAUCAAGCAACUGCAAGAGAAAAGUGGAGCUAAAAUGGUUGUUAUUCAGGAUGGACCAGCCCAAGAGUUGGAAAAACCACUAGUCAUUAGUGGGGAUCCUCAAAAGGUUGAGUAUGCCAAACAGUUGGUGUACGAACUGAUGGCUGAAAAAGAAAUGAAAAACUUUGGUAACCGUGGUGGCGGCGGAGGAGGCAGAGGAGGGCGAAAUGAUAGUUUCAGAGGCGGCGGCGGCGGUGGUUACGACGACGGCUUCGGAGGCGGCGGCGGCGGAGGUGGCGGCGCUGAUUACGAAGUUUUAGUGCCGAAGGCGGCCGUCGGCGUCGUUAUCGGCAAAGGCGGCGACAUGAUUAAAAAGAUCCAAAGCGAGACCGGCUGCAGGGUACAGUUCCAACAGGCGAGAGACGAAGGUCCGGGCGACAGGCGGUGCUCUUUGAGUGGAAAUCCUAAACAAAUCGAUCACGCUCGACAGAAAAUUGAAGAGCUGAUAGACAGCGUGAUGCAAAGAGAUGGUUCGGACGGUAUGGGCGGAGGACCCGGUGGAUUUGGUGGAGGAGGUCGUGGAGGUAGAGGAGGCGGCCGUGGAGGUCGUGGAGGCAGAGGCGGACAUUUCGGAGGCGACAGAAAUGGUGGAGGUGGAGGAGGCGAUUACGGAUCCGGAGGUUGGAACGAUCGGGGAGGCAACUCGAACCAACACGAGGUCUCGUUCGUGGUCCCGGCAAAUAAGUGCGGAAUUAUUAUUGGAAAAGGUGGCGAAACGAUUAAACAGAUCAACCAACAGUCCGGGGCGUAUUGCGAGUUGGAUAGGCGAAGUAACGCGAACACAGUGGAGAAAACGUUUACGAUAAAGGGAGAUCCGGAUUCAGUGGAGGCCGCCAAGCGUAUUAUUAGUGAAAAGAUCCAGUUGCCCCUUAAUUUUGUCACGAUGAAUGGGCCCUCGGGCGGUAUGAACAACAGCAUGCCUACGGCCUAUCCGGGCAUGGCACCACAAGGCUACAACCCUCAAGGUUGGGGCAUGCCCAACUACGGCCAACAACAGCAACAACAGUGGGGCGGAGCGCCAUCUCAAGGUGGAGACGCGUCAAACGGUCAAAAUGCCGCGCCCCCUAGCGGCGCGCCCUCCGGUCCAGUACAAAUGAAUCCAUCCAGCGGCCAACCAGAUUAUUCGUUACAAUGGGCCGAAUAUUAUAGGUCGUUAGGUAUGCACCGAGAAGCAGAAAUGAUCGAGCAACAAGCGAAAACAAAAAGUGCGGGAGGUGCUCCGCCGGGCGGCGCGCCGGCGGCUCCUCAAGGGGGCGCUCCGGCCGCCCCCGCAGCCGCUGAUCCUUCCGCCGGUGCCGCCGGAGGCGGUCAAGCCGAUUACAGUACACAAUGGGCGGCGUAUUAUAGGAGUAUGGGCAAGAUCAAAGAGGCGGAGGCCAUCGAAGCUCAAAUGAAAAAUAAGGCCGCCGGAGCAGCACCAGCCGCACCCGCAGCACCAACACCAGCGGCACCCGGUGCCCCCGCCGCUGGAUUCCAACAGCCUUACGGUGGAUACCAACAGCAAAACGCCUACUACGGAGGUCAAGGACAACCGGGCGGUCAACAGAAUUACGGAUUUCCGCAAUACGGUUACGGCGGUCAGGCCGCGUCCGCCCCACAAAAUCAAUCGGACGGGAACUAACCGGACCACGACGACGCUUUUAAUCGAAUCGCAAAUGGGAGGAAAUGCGGCGCACGUUGCCACAAAGCGGUCGCGGUAAACCGGAUAUUCAAGACUGGAUGGACACGACCGAAUUACUGCAGAUUUAAAUGGCCAGUAUGACGUAAGACAUUAAUUGAAAUGCAAAUUGUUGAAUAUUUCAUUUUUUUUAUUGAUAUUUUUGGUGCCCCUCCCUGUUCCGUCAGCGAUAAUUUUUAACAUAAUAUUUCCAUCAUGUUUGUUUUUUUUUUAAUUUUGUGCUUGCAGGUUCCUUGAUUUCUUCUUUAUAAUACAUCGGAAUGAUGAGUAAGUAUUUUUAAUAAAUAACCAAUUAUAAAGUGUAUUUAAUUAACAAUUGAAUUAUUGCGGUAUGGGGAUAAUUGGUUGAUUGCACCCUUCAUCCGUCUUGACGUCCUGUAUAUUUUUACAAAAUUUGCAUCCAAUCCUAAUUACUUACAUGGUUAGUCCAAAUAUGUCAAUAUUUCCGGAAGUGAAAUUUUUGUUCGGUUUUAUUUCAUACGUAACACCCAAAUUUUAGGGGAUGAAGGGCAAUGGCUUCAGAUUCGACCCUUAAAAAAUCUAAAGAUGAGCACAACGGGGAAUUUAAAGAAUGUAAAUUAAGGGUAGAUUUCAUGGUCUAGACAAAUAAAAAUUUAUACAUGUAAAAAUAACCGCUAUAUAAAAGAUGCACAAGGAAUUAGGUUUUUGUGUAUAUUAACAGCACAUUUGGAUUAUUCAAUGUCUUUAAUAGCUAUAAUGUUGUUAUUUGAUUACAAUUUUCUAAAAGAGUGCAAUUUUAUUCUUCCUCAGGUCCUACGAUCCAGGGCAUCCUCUGUUCCUAAUUUUCCCAUUAUCCUAUGGAAAUGAGAAUUUACUAGUAAGAUGCCAUUAAAGCUAACGCUUCCUUAGUUUCUUUCCCUUUUUUUCAAAUGACGUUUAUACGAAGGUUAAUACCAUUUUAAAGAAAAAACUAUGUGACUGAAUUUCGAUUACUUAAAUUGUUUUUUUUUGGAACUAGGAUCGAAGUUGUGAUUUUGAGAUAGUAGAAAGGGUAAUCUUUUUAUAGUUUAUAGUUCCUACUCGUUUCGGAUAUUGUCUAUCAAAUAGGAACCACUCAGUUGUACUCAUACCAAACCAGGUUAUAUAAUUUUUUUAACCAUAAGAUUCUCCCUCUACCCACACUCUGUUUUCAUUUCUCAUUACCAACCCAAAAUUGGAGCUUCCUCGUUCCUUCACAGUAUUAGUCACUUCCUUUUCACAACCUCCAUAUUUGUAUUUAUUAUGUGGUCUGUCCAUGGUAUUUUCAAUAUUCUACGAUAUAAUCAUGACUAGAAUGCUUCCAAUUUCUUCGUUAUCGCUUCAGUAGGUAUCCAUGCUUCUAUAUUACUAUUAUCUCUAUUGGCUUUUUAUAUUCUGCUUCGUAUUUCCUGCGAAUGAUCCCAUUCCUCGUUCACCAGAGUCGAGAGACAAGACUGUUCUAUCGGUUUUCGGUUGAUUAUAAUUUGAAAGUUAUUAAUGUUGUCUUUGCUUAUACUCAUUACUUUUAUCUUUUUAAUAAUAUUGUUCACGCCUAUAGUGGCCUAUAGGACUGCACUCUGUUAUUCUGUGCAUGAGUAUUUGUAACCUCUAGGCUGUCGGCAAAAACGAUCAUAUUGUUUGCAUAACGAAUACUGUUCUCCAUUCAGGAAUGUUCUAAGGCUUCUCUAAAUAUGAAUUCGGAAUAUCUUCAUUUCCUCCGUUUAUUAUUUUCGAUUCUGACAAGAUUUUAGUACAGGUUAAUUAGUAUUUUGAUGUCCCUUUCACCCAAGCCUACAUUUUCAGAAUUUCUACAAUUUUUCGAUGUUUUACUCUACGAAAAGCCUUCUGGUAGUCAAGAAAACAUGCAAACACGUUCAUGUCUGCAUCGCUAGAAUAACACUUGGAUGUUAUAUAUCGGUGGUUUAAACCGCAAAUAUUUUAGGUCCAUACAUUUGGCGCAAAUACGAAAAAUAGAUUUUCUUUUGCAUUCAAGUAAAUUGCGUGAUAAACAAAAUAUUUGGUAUUUUUUAAGUGAGUUUAGUUAUUUGUUGUACAAAUAUAUUAUGAUAGCCAUUUUUAAUAAAAAUAGUUAUAAUUUGCUGCAUAUACCAUAUAUUAAAUUUCCUUAAUUGGACAUACUACAAUCAGGCUUAAUCAAGAAAACAAUUUAUUUAUUAUUAAAAUUUAAAGAUUUUAUUUAAAAAAAAUACGAAUCAAAGUUAGAACAAAACUUAUCAUAUAAUCGGGAUUUUAAUCUUCUUCAUCGCAGACGUUAGGGGUUGUUUUAUAUGGAACAAGAUCUUUGUCUUUCUUUGAACUCCGUAAACUUUCAUAAUAACUUUUGUAUGCUAUAGGAAUAAUUUGCUUGCCAAGCAAAUACUGGAAGUUUUUUUUGCUCCUUAAAUUGGCAAUCUUUGUUUAUAUUUUUCUGAUAAAUCCAGAGUUUUCCACGAUACAGUUUUCUUUUUUUUCCUUGCAAAACAUCACAUUCUAAGAAUUCAUUAUCAGCCAAUGAAUAUUUACAUUGACUGAAUGGUUUAGAUUUAUCAAAUCUUAGCCAUUUAAUGUGAAGCCAUUUUAUCUAUUCCUUUGAGUUUCUGUAAGUGAUAAAAAUAUGGAAAAGCAACCUUAUAGACCUGAUAAUGAGAUUGUUUUUUUUUUGGCCAUGUGUAUUAGCAACCCCCAUUCUUCGGUUCUGAAAAUUUUGCGAUGUUUACGUGCAUAGUUCUAGGUAGGAAUGGCCAGAUUCCAUGAAUUUUAGAUCUACAUAUUUGUAAGUGUCAAUUUUAUUGACGGCAAACAACAUCGCUGCAGUAACAAAUUGAUUCCGAUUUUGCCCCCGCAAGUAUCAGAAAAACUAGAAACAUGAGAUACAGUAUGAGCUAAUUUGUACAAAUACCUUAAGAGUCAUGAGUCAAAGGUAACAGUAACCACUGUGGUCAAAAGAAUAAAAUAUGGUGAAAUUACAAAGAGAGAGCUUACACUUGUAAUAGAUUCGGACUAAUAAAAUAGCUUGUAAAUCAAAAGAAAUUACUCGAUAGGUUGAAUCUUCUAAUCAUCUUUUUUUAUCUGCAUCUUCAUCUCCACUGCUUCUGUUUGUGCAGUUGCCAGCUUUCUGCUUAAUUGCUUUUGGCGCUAUAAUACACAUUGCAUGUGGAACAUUCGUCCUUUCUAGGAAUAUGAAACAUUUAUUGAUUAUAACUAUUAAAUAUUUUUGGGUAAACAUUAACGGAAACAGGAGAGAUUGUUUCACUUGUACAUUAAACGUCAACAUACAAACGAUAGACAACAGAAAUAUUUAAAUUAGCUACCAAAAACAUUUUUUUUCGUAUUACGCCGACUGUAGUGACUUUCCAUAGGAGGGAAGCUGUAUAUGUGUUUUUUAACAUAAUGUGUUGCUCCUUGGAUGUAAUAUAAGCUCCACCUGGGCCACGCUUUUUCAAGGCAAGAAACUUAUGCUAAAAGUUGCAUAACAAAUUUUUAAGGAAACUCGCAAGUUGGAGCCCUGUUCAUCAGGUAGUAAAUAAGCGUGAUUUAGUUUUUGUGAUGUUGCUUUCAGACGUUCGUUUCCUGUGACGUUGAAUGCUAUUUUGUGUGAAUAAGUAUAAGCGUGCUUUUUGACGAUCAGCGUCAAUACUCUUGAUGCACAAUUUGAUGUCUCUCCAAAGAUAUCUUAUCAGAACAUUUGAAAUCUGCAUCUUGAGAAGUUGAUGUAUCCUGGUUUUUUUCCUGGUCUGAGCUCUUACCAUACAUUCUUUUUAUUUUUCUUAGUUUUUUUCCAUGUAUCUGGUUCUGUUUUCCUUUUCCGUGUUUUUUUAACUUCAGAUACCCAAACUUCUCUGGAUGUUGUUGGUUCUGGCAGUCUUUCUAUGGGAUUUGUUUCCAUAUCUUCAUUAUUGUCACUUGUUAACUCGUUUUCUCCCUCUUCUGCGGGCAUAUUUUUCAGAAGUAAAUGAACUCUCACUCGGUACUUUAGUGGUGCUUAAGUCUUUUCAUCCUCUGUUCCAAUAAUAUUCAUUGUAUACUCAAACAUAUUUAAUUCGUUGACAGAAUAUUCGAUGUUUUUUAUCAAGUUUUCUGGAACGAAGCACCAGUGAGUAUUUGUCUCCACUGGUUCUACCAAGAUGCCGAUGAUUGUUCUGAUUAUGCAAUCUCUUCGCAAUAGACCCCAGAAACACUACAGUGAAAAUUGGUUUAAGUUAGCUCUUCAGCUGAAAACAAGUGCGUACAAUAAAAAUUGAUCAUAUUUUAUCAGGACUCCUAAAAAUCGUGUCUCGUUUGGUGGGGUAUUUAUUAAAUGAACAAUACAAUAUAAAAAAAAGAACAUUAAAAACCAUUAAUGAUAUGAGUGUGGUAAUUCAAUGCAAUAUACCAAAAGGAAUAAUCAUCAUAUCUGAUUGUGCAGAACUUGGAUGAUAAUGUGAAGAGCUACAAUCCUCGCCAAAAUUGGUGCGCUUCUCGCAGAUUUGUAAUGCAUUCUGCGAAUCUAAAAUUAAACCAGAAAAUAAUGUGUGCAUAUCCUAUAAUUUUUAAUUUUGCACAAACCCAGGAAUUUUUACCUGAUAAGAACUAAAAGAAUACAAUAAGCUGGAUUUAUACAUAUAAAUACCACAAAAUAGCAAAUAAGAUAACAAAAUAAAUAAGGCUUUAUUUAAUCGUUCCCAUUUAUACAGGCAAAUAAAAUAAGAAAUAGGGGUAAUCAAUUACAUAUCAGAGACAUCUCUCUCUUUCACUGAAAAUUAUGGCCAAAAUAACCGGCGUUCGGACUUUCGUUUUCACAUAAUAAAUUAAUAGUUGGAUUUCGAUCUUAUUUUUAUAUUCUUAUCUUAUUUUGCUGUAUGAAUGGCUUAUGGGGAUUGUGUACAUUGAAUCUUUGUUUAAUUAUUUAUUUAUCUUAUUCGUCUGUAUAAAACCGGCUUUAUUGCUUAAAAUCUUCUUGCACCUGUUGAUUUUUGCAAUUUUCUCAGAAACUUUUGUUGGCAUCGUUUUGCUUUCGUCUCAGGUCAACCAUCGUUUGACACUGGUUUUACCACGUUUGCACAUUUGCAACAAUAAAAGUUCACUUUAAAUGACAAUACACUGCUUAUUUGAGUGACGUCUAACAGAACACUGUAAAAGUAACCCCAAUAAGCACCACUAUAAGAAUAAAAAUAUAACACCAUAAAAGUCCAAACAAAUCAGAACAGGAGGGCUUAUACAAAUAAUACUACAUCGCACAUUUACGUUAUAUCUGGACGCAAUAUUUAAACAAGUGGUGUUUGUUCCCGAAAAAAACAUAAAUUUUUUAUGUCAGGACUUCCUGUAAUAUGCUUCGAUAGAUUUAUAAUACUAUAGGACACAUUUUAUAUUAUGUCCGGAAAAUAUUUGAGAAGGUAUUAAUGCACACUGCUUUAGAGUCUUUAGACAUAAUAUAUUGGUCUGUGGUUUUACAAUAUAAAUAAAACGCUGAUUUCCACCUUACUCGUCAUUCUAGACUUAAAAUAUUUGUACACCUUAUACAUCUGCUUUACUGGGUUCAAACUAUAACUUUACCCCGAAAUAAACAAAAAGAGGACAUACAAUAUUUGUGCUUUAAACCAUUGAUGAUAUGGUCUCUCGUGUUGCUACUGCAGAUCUUUAUAAAUCCUGUAGUUUCUUCUACCGUGCCGUUCACAUUUGUUAACCACCUCAUGCUGUAUUUAUCAAAAAGUUUCAAAAAUUCUAUAUUUAUAUUAUAUAUAGAAUUCUUAGAGAGAUUUUUUUUUCCUUCAUGGAAUUUAUUGUUGCUCUGACCUCAUCAAUAUCUGGACUUGUUUCAUCAUCUACUUUAAGAGAUUCAGGUCUUGUGUUAUAAAAGAGUUGUUCUACAUAUGUUUUCCAUGUGUCUUUUUAUGUUUAGUCUUUAACCUUUUGGUGUAUGUUGAAAGUAUCGUGGCUUACCUGCAGUGUUUCUAUUUCAGUACACUUUUUUACCCUUCCUUGUCUUGACGCAUCUUUAUUUUAAUGAUUAUGCUAUUUUCUUUUUUUUUUCUUCGUUGUUCCAUUAACUGCAACCUCAACCUCGUCGGUCAUUCAGGGUUUCUUUUAUCAGGUUGUAACAAGUCGUCGUUUUACUUUUUGAUUUAUAUAUAACUACAUUCUGUUUCCUUGGUUCUUAUUUAUAAGGCUCUAAAUCUAUGAGACUUAGGAAUCUCGUUGAACUAGUCUGACCCAUUUGCUUGAAAGAAACCCCACAAUAUCUCUAUUAUUUUAUUGUUCUUUUUUAUUUUGUACUUACAGUUUCCUACAUUUAACAUGUUUAAUUAUUUAUAGUGUAAGUAAGUAUUAAUUGAUACAUGACAUUUAUUAAUAAAUAUCCUCGUUCAAUUUGAGCAUUAAAUGUAUCAAUUGGUAAUUAUUCAUAACUGAAUUACAGAGAGAUUGCGGGGAGGUUCACUUACAUUUUAAACCAAUGACAUUUGGAAUAUUGUUUAGGUAAUUACCCGGUUAAUGUACGGUAUGAUUAUAUUAAAUUACCAAUUCUAUUACAAACCACUCUAAUCUCACGUCCCCGUUUGGUUAAUUGUUUGUUAAACUAAUGGGGAUUAUUAUAUAUAUAUUACAUUUUGCAAUUUAGUUUUACGCUUUGCCAUUAUUUAUUGUCGUUUAGUAUUUUGGAUUAGAGUAAUAUUGAGGUCUGUGUUACUGGUAUAAUUAUUUUUUCAUUUCAGAAUAAAGUCGUUUAUUAUUAUA
This is a messenger RNA of Anthonomus grandis grandis, 9008 nucleotides long. Its product is annotated as far upstream element-binding protein 2-like. The coding region runs from base 114 to 2261 and encodes 715 amino acids. Lineage: Eukaryota; Metazoa; Arthropoda; Insecta; Coleoptera; Curculionidae. Gene Ontology annotation, biological process: regulation of DNA-templated transcription. The transcript has 13 exons. Gene Ontology annotation, cellular component: cytoplasm; nucleus. The record is from RefSeq and is a predicted model, not a curated record. Gene Ontology annotation, molecular function: mRNA binding.